Molecule: messenger RNA, 1499 nt
Organism: Erinaceus europaeus (western European hedgehog)
Lineage: Eukaryota; Metazoa; Chordata; Mammalia; Eulipotyphla; Erinaceidae
Gene: SLC25A44
Product: solute carrier family 25 member 44
Exons: 4
Coding region: 162-1106 (314 amino acids)
Biological process (GO): branched-chain amino acid catabolic process; transmembrane transport
Cellular component (GO): mitochondrion
Molecular function (GO): branched-chain amino acid transmembrane transporter activity
Source: RefSeq, a predicted model, not a curated record
UGAUAGGACAGAGGGAAAUCGAGAGAGGAGGGGACGAGGGAGAGAGAAAGAUAGACACCUGCAGGCUGUCUUCACCACCUGUGAAGUUAUCCUUAAGUAGUGGAACCUCAACCUGCUCUGUAUUAUAUAACUUGCACACUUCUUGCUGAAAGGACCACAGGAUGGAGGACAAGCGUAACAUCCAGAUCAUAGAGUGGGAGCACCUGGACAAGAAGAAGUUCUACGUGCUGGGCGUGGCCAUGACCAUGAUGAUCCGCGUGAGCGUCUACCCCUUCACGCUCAUCCGCACGCGCCUGCAGGUGCAGAAAGGCAAGAGCCUCUACCACGGCACCUUCGACGCCUUCAUCAAGAUCCUGCGGGCUGACGGUGUGACCGGCCUCUACCGGGGAUUCCUGGUCAACACCUUCACCCUCAUCUCUGGCCAGUGCUACGUCACCACCUACGAACUCACCCGCAAGUUCGUGGCGGACUACAGCCAGAGCAACACGGUCAAGUCGCUGGUAGCUGGCGGCUCAGCCUCCCUGGUGGCCCAGAGCAUCACGGUACCCAUCGAUGUGGUCUCCCAGCACCUAAUGAUGCAGCGCAAGGGGGAGAAGAUGAGCCGCUUCCAGGUGCGGGCCAGCCCAGAGGGACACGGGGUCGUGGCUUUUGGCCAAACCAAGGACAUCAUCAGGCAGAUCCUGAGGGCUGAUGGGCUGCGAGGCUUCUACAGGGGCUACGUGGCUUCACUGCUGACCUACAUCCCCAACAGCGCCGUCUGGUGGCCCUUCUACCACUUCUAUGCAGAGCAGCUCUCUUACUUCUGUCCCAAGGAGUGCCCUCACAUCAUCCUCCAAGCCAUCUCGGGGCCCUUGGCUGCAGCCACCGCUUCCAUUGUCACCAACCCCAUGGAUGUCAUCCGAACCCGGGUGCAGGUUGAGGGCAAGAACUCCAUCAUCUUGACCUUCCGGCAGCUGAUGGCAGAGGAGGGGCCCUGGGGCCUCAUGAAAGGCCUCUCUGCCCGAAUCAUCUCAGCCACCCCGUCCACCAUCGUCAUCGUGGUGGGAUAUGAGAGCCUCAAGAAACUGAGCCUGCGCCCAGAGCUGGUGGACUCACGACACUGGUAACCAGUGGUGGGGAGGAGCUCCCACACUACCUGCUGAGGGUGGGGGCAGAGUGAGGAGGCCUGCGCCUCGCCCAGUGCCCCCACCACAGGCCUAGCCCCGACCUGGUCCUGGUGGCCUGUCUGAGACAGUGACAGAGACUCUGAACUGCUUGUGCUGAAGAAGCUCCACAGCUGGGCUCCUUAUCCCGUUAUUCUAUGCCUCUGGCCAAACCCGGAUCCCUCACUCUGUCCAAUCCUGAGGCAAUCUGCUGUUCUUCCAAUCCCACCCUGCCAUCUUCUGUCUACCCGAGAGCCUGAGAAGAGAGCCUGUACAUAGAGCUUGUUGGCCGCCACUAAUUCUUCCUCUAGGCCCUCUCUGGACUCCAAGCCAUUUCCAUCAGCUACUUCCCUGACU